AUGGAAGUAGGCAAACGAAUAAGACAUGCAGAGCCGUGGAGAAGUUGUCAAACUUGCAAGCAAGGAUCUAUCCGGUGUGAUGAGGAACGACCUGUCUGUUCAAAUUGCACUAAAUCUGGCCUUGUCUGCGAAUACACACGAUCGCAACACACAAAGGCUCCGAAAUAUGUCCAGGCCGACCAUGGUCCACUCGCCACUCGGCCUUCACCAGCAGCUCAAGAUUACACCUUGCCUCCAACCAGCCAAGGUCUUGCAAGCGAGACCGCUCUUACAAGUGCGAGUAUACCUCCUAGCCUUGAUCCUUAUCCACAGUCGUUGCUUCCCUUGACCCCGGCGAAGAGGGCACUGCUAGCCUUUUAUACCGAGGAAAUAAUCCCAGAGGUCUUCCCAAUCCCGGCCGUGAAUCAGGCUUGGAACCAGACCAUCAUCCCGCAAGCAUUCAUCGAACCUGCUUUGCUGCACGCACUCCUAGGUAUCACCUCCAGCACCCUCAUGCUGAAACAUGUCAAGCCCCUUAAUCCAUCGGCUGCGUUUACAGAGCUCCAGUUGCAUAAGGUUGCGAGUAUCAACCUUAUCAACCGCAAAUUGCAAAAUGUCUUGGACGCAACCCAGCUGUCAACCAUCUUGACCGUUCUCACUCUAUUUGGUUGCGAACUAGGUGUGGAGGAAGACUCGGAUGCAAUCCAGAUACAUUUGAAAGGUCUCAGAGAACUUAUCAACCUGCGAGGCGGCUUCGAUGGGUUGCCGGUCUUUCUCAUUCAAGUUGCUCUGUUUGGAGACCUUGGGUUUGCUGCAACACGACGCUCGUUACCUUCCUUUCCAAUUGUCCCAAUGAAACCAAAGCUUCCAAAGAAUACACUUGACCGGAUUUCUGCCGGAAUCGAUCCCAGGCUUCGCCUACUUGGAAUGGAGCUUAUGAAGUUCAAGGACCUGCUUGAUCCAGAUAUGAGUCAAGCAUACCGCGAUCUGAGCGUCGUCAUUGCCUUCAGAGAGUUGUGUAGUGGAGGGGUCGAUGUCACGCUCUAUGAGGUUGAAUACUUCGAGACUUUGGCUCUGCGUGUCCAGCACCAUUUGAUCACGUUCUUAUCUACGCACCUCUAUCGACGAGACUCCGACAUACAAUCGAUCUGUCGGGUGACCGUACCGAUCUUCGCUGUCAGAUACCAAUACAACAUUUACGGGCCCUCUAUGAUCAUGGACAGUAUGGUGAUUCAACUCUACGAAGUCUUGAGUAGUCUGGAUCUCGCCGAGUCGUGGAAAAGUUUCCCCUCAAUCCUGGUCUGGGCGUUCAUGUUCGGUAUCUGGAUAUCGAAAGAGAAGCGUAUGAAAGAAUGGUUUUUGUUCAAACUUGCCGAGGGAUCCCACGGUAUAUUGUCCUGGCAAUGGAUUGAGAUACGCGAUACCUUGCAAACGCUUUUCUACGUCGAUCGCUUGCAAAGAGCAGAAUUCGAGAGCAUUUGCGAGGAGGUGCGUUUGCUGGUGCCACAUGCUGGGCAGAUGCAGCCGGAGUCAUUAAAGCAAUCUGGUCCGGACUGGGCAGACCCACGCGAUAGCAACGCCAACACUAGCAUGCUGACAAACGCACAAGGACGUCAAGGAACCAAGCAAGGCGUCUACUCAUCCCCAGGAGCCGCGGGACCGAAAGAAGCAGCCCUUGUUGCCGCAGGCGCCACUGCCCUGGACUUGGCCAUUGCUAUGAUCGGAAUCGGCAUGUCUCUAUCUCCCGAUCCGAACCCUCUGAAGCACGGCGAACACGACGCUUGUGCAAACCCCAGCAACCCAACGGACUCGUCAAACCCAUGCGCCCUUACCUUUGGCCUCUUCAACAAUGGCUGGAGGCAGAUAACCCAAGCGUGCACACCAUGUCUCGGCCUGAACGAGUCUCAAGAGGCGCAAGGCCUGCCGUUGAUUGCCGACGAUGCCCUUGCGAUCCAGUGCCAACACCAACAGAUGGCCGAUCCUCUGUUCGGUAACGGUGGCGACCUUACGCGCUGGGUCGUCGCGCAGACGCUGCCCACGGGUGAGAUUAUAACCUCUGAAUCUCUCAAGACUUCCACUCCACCCAGCCUCUCCUCCAACUCCUCAGCUCUCGUGGACAAUUUCCUGCUUCCCUACCGCUUCAAGGUGCCCGAUACCAACAUCCUCCUCCGCCUCUGCUUUGGCAUCCGCCGCAGUCUCGACCGAAAUCACAUGCGCUCUCUCAUCGCCGUCGCCGAAGACUACAUCGACGAGCAAAUCGCAGCCCUACCUCCUGCAACCCCGGACUUCCAACAUGUGUACCCCGUCGCUCAAGGGCGAAACCAAACAUUUUACGAGUCUCUCGAUGACGCUAUCUGGCUUGUGAUCGGCAACCAUCACCAAAUCGGCAAACUCUUCACGUGGGAUGACUUGGAGGAUGUGGUAAUGGGCUUGAGGAUGUAUUUGGUUGAUGGAGACAGGUUUUGGCAGACGUGGUUCAGAUUUUAUGUUGGAGAUGUUGCACCAGAUACCACGAUGAGCUGUAUGGGGUAUGGGAGUCCGGGUCCGGAGGAGUACGGGAGGAGUGAUGAGAUGGACGCUGAACUCGCUGCGGAAGAGAGGAGGUGA
This is a messenger RNA of Letharia columbiana, 2586 nucleotides long. RefSeq lists its product as uncharacterized. Gene Ontology annotation, biological process: regulation of DNA-templated transcription. NCBI's taxonomy places the organism in Eukaryota, Fungi, Ascomycota, Lecanoromycetes, Lecanorales, Parmeliaceae. The record is from RefSeq and is a predicted model, not a curated record. Bases 1 to 2586 code for a protein of 861 amino acids. The transcript is spliced from 8 exons. Gene Ontology annotation, molecular function: zinc ion binding; DNA-binding transcription factor activity, RNA polymerase II-specific.